Hyla sarda is the source of this 2088-nucleotide messenger RNA. RefSeq names its product aldehyde dehydrogenase 2 family member (gene ALDH2). Lineage: Eukaryota; Metazoa; Chordata; Amphibia; Anura; Hylidae. Gene Ontology annotation, molecular function: aldehyde dehydrogenase (NAD+) activity. The record is from RefSeq and is a predicted model, not a curated record. Bases 115 to 1683 code for a protein of 522 amino acids. The transcript has 13 exons.
UAUCAGAAAACCAUUCGAACUUUGCAGAAGUUUCCUCCCAGUGUUAGGCAGUUGAGUGACCGGGGUGCGGCGGCUGUUGUGCGGGUAGUGUCUGGACGAGUCAUCGGCUGCAUCAUGCUGCGAACUGUGCUGGGGAAAGUCUGCUCCAGGGUGCCCCAUGUGCCCCUGGGCGUCCAGGUUGGCAGGUUUUCUGCUGCCGCCAUUCCUGCCCCCAACCCGAAGCCUGAUGUCCAGUAUACCCAGCUCUUCAUAAACAACGAGUUUCAAGAUGCAGCCAGCAAGAAGACUUUCUCCACUAUCAACCCUUCCACUGGAGAGGUCAUCAGUCGUGUUGCUGAGGCAGAUAAAGUGGAUGUUGACAAGGCGGUGAAAGCUGCUCGAGAAGCAUUUAAAUUGGGUUCACCAUGGAGGAGAAUGGAUGCUUCACAAAGAGGUGUCCUGCUUAACAGGCUGGCAGAUCUUAUUGAGAGGGACAGGGCUAUACUAGCUACUUUGGAAACCUUGGACAAUGGAAAGCCCUAUGCCAUAUCCUAUGCAGUGGAUCUGGAUCUUGUAUUAAAAUGUCUGAGAUACUAUGCUGGAUGGGCUGACAAAUGGCAUGGAAAAACCAUUCCAAUUGAUGGAGACUAUUUUACGUACACCAGGCAUGAACCAGUCGGAGUUUGUGCACAGAUCAUACCGUGGAAUUUCCCUCUUCUGAUGUUAGCCUGGAAGUUCGGCCCCGCACUGGCAACUGGCAAUGUUAUUGUCAUGAAGGUUGCGGAGCAGACACCCCUCACUGCUCUACAUGUUGCCAGCUUGGUGAAAGAGGCUGGGUUCCCACCAGGCGUGGUUAAUAUCCUCCCUGGCAUGGGUCCCACAGCAGGUGCCGCCCUUUCCUCACACAUGGAUGUGGAUAAAGUUGCUUUCACUGGCUCUACAGAGGUUGGCCGUUUAAUCCAGCAGGCAGCUGGAAAAUCCAACCUGAAGAAAGUAACUCUCGAGCUUGGUGGAAAGAGCCCUAACAUCAUAUUUUCAGACACUGAUUUGGACUGGGCUGUGGAACAGGCCCAUUUUGCGCUGUUCUUUAACCAAGGACAGUGCUGCUGUGCUGGUUCCCGCACAUACGUCCAGGAGGAUAUCUAUGACAAAUUUGUGGAGAAGAGUGUUCACCGUGCAAAGAACAGAAUUGUCGGAAACCCUUUUGACUUCAAAACAGAACAGGGACCUCAGGUGGAUGAGGAGCAGUUUAAAAAGAUCUUGGGCUACAUCAAAUCUGGAAAACAAGAAGGUGCAAAGUUGCUGUGUGGAGGGAACCCUGCUGCAGACCGUGGCUACUUUAUCCAACCUACAAUUUUUGGAGAUGUGUCUGACAACAUGACCAUUGCUUCAGAGGAGAUUUUUGGACCAGUCAUGCAAAUUUUAAAGUUCAAGACGAUUGAGGAAGUUAUCGAACGAGCAAACAGCUCAAUGUAUGGUCUGGCUGCGGCUGUAUUCACAAAGGAUAUUGAUAAAGCGAAUUACGUGUCCCAGUCACUGCGAGCUGGAACAGUUUGGGUCAACUGCUAUGAUGUCUUUGGAGCUCAAGCCCCAUUUGGAGGUUAUAAGGCUUCUGGCACAGGAAGAGAGCUUGGGGAAUAUGGCUUGGAGGCAUACACAGAAGUGAAGAAUGUAACAAUUAAAAUUCCUCAGAAGAAUUCAUAAAAUCUUGAGGUCACAAGGCUCCAGAUUGUCAUCUAAAAAUGUGAAUUCCUCAAGCGUUUUUUUUUUGUUUUUUUCAAGACAGUAAACCACUCAAAUUUCAGUCUUCAACUUUUUAACUUAGUAUCACGUAUGUUCUGUCUUUAACAUUUUGCUCUUAUCUAAGGAACAUUAGUUUCUUGGUUUGUCUGUUCUGUCUUAGAAGUAUGUGUAAAAAGUAUCCAGGAGUUACAAUAUUGUGUUUUGUUGGGGAUGGUGUUUCUGUGCGCCACUUAUUCAACGUACGAUUGUAUAGAAAAGUAGAACAUUAAGCGCUUCUUUCUCUAAAGCUUUGUGCAAGUUUAAAAGUGACUUGCAGGUCUUUGUUCUGAACACUUGUUAAAAUAAAAUGCAGUUGACAUUAAAUAA